CUCUUUCCAUGUACUCCGCUCAGACAUUGCCAUCAUGUUUUCCAAAUCCCUUUUACUGGUCUUUGUUUUGUUCGCAAGCAGCAUCAACGCUGGAGACAUUGGUGUUGUCGGUCUGGGGCGCACGAUAUUCCAGCCUCUGUGCUGCUAUGCAUGCCUUUCCUCCUUUUGGAGUCUGCAACUCUCUUGCACAGAAGCCCAGCGAGAAACUCAAGAUCGAGGCAGCGACCCGUUCUGCCAUUCAACGAAUACAGCAUACCUGAGCUCUUUGGCAUAUUGUAUGCAAGUUAAGUGUGGAGCAGAUAAUGUCUCUUCGAGUGAGACUGAGCAGUGUUGGGCUAGGGUCGCUGGUGAUGGAGUUUCAGUCGGGAGCUUAGAGUCUAACCUUCCCAGCAUUGUCCCAACUGUAACGUUGCCGUACGAUGCUGGGGCGUUGGAUCAAACGAGCCUGGUUAAUGAGCAGUACUAUGAGGACAGCCGGAAGACGAUUCAAGGUUACGUGAAGCAAGAAUCUGCUCAUGCUUUAUACGGGACUAUCCUCGUGGCCGUCGUUAUUGGCUUUUGCUUCUGUCUUGGCCUCCAUCGACUAAUCAACUACGCCUUGCCACACCGAUGCCUUCCCCGACCAAUUUCGUCUUUCUUCUCGAAAUAUAUCUAUCUGCCAGCUCUGGUCGGAUCCAUGCACCUUCGGAAAUUCCCUGGAAACAUCGGGUACGUCCCAUCAAGGACUCUAACACUGUUGGUACUCUGUUACAUCGCUCUCAACGCUGUCCUCUGCGCAAUCAACUAUCCGACUCUCACUCCAGAUACAUGGUAUAUCUCAAGCAAAAAGCAGCAUACCUCCUUGAUUGCGGAUCGUCUAGGGGUUCUUUGUUAUGCAAACAUUGCACUUACGAUCAUGUUCUCCGGGAGAAACACGCCACUGCUCUGGAUCACAGGUUGCAGUCGCUCGGACAUCAUCACUUUCCACCGAUGGGUUGCUCGCGUUACUGCCAUCGAGGGAGUCGUCCACGUCGUUCUCUACUGGAAUGGAACUAACAGCAGCGGAUAUAACAUGUUCACCCUAGCAGCAGGAAUCCACACCGUCAACUACAAUCCGUCGUAUUGGACGUGGGGGAUUAUCGCAGUCAUCGCUAUGGGAUUCAUGGUUGCAGUCUUCUCAAUGCUUCCACUCAGAACCAAAGCGUACGAAAUUUUCCUCUUCAUACACAUCGCAUUUGCCAUCACGAUCCUUGUUGGUCUCUGGUACCACGUGGUAUGGCGAUACCACAAAGCCUAUGGGUACGAAGUCUGGCUUUACAUUGCCUUUGCAUUCUGGGGCUUCGAUCGGAUUUCUCGAUCUCUUCGAAUGAUUUUGUUGAACUGGAAAUCGUGGAUCCUUCCCUCUCACCCGUCGGCGAUCUUGGAGCUCUUGCCUGGAGAUGAUUUCAUCAAAGUGACUGUAUUCCCAUCACUUAUCUGGAACUUCUCAGCUGGGCAACACUGCUACCUCUACUUUCCAACCCUGACAACUAACCCCUUCCAAUCUCAUCCCUUCUCCGUCGCAAGCUGGAAGAACUGCUCGACCCCACAACCACAGACAAGCGCCAACGAGACAUCCUCCUCCUCCCUUACCCCCGAAAACCCACCACCAGCUUUACCGUUGCACUCAACACACAACUCCACCGAGCCAAUCAUCGAGCUCCAAGAUAUUCCUCUCACUACCACCCCUCCAAACCGCACCUCAAGCCUCCCCCCCAAACCAAGCAUCUCCUUCAUCCUCCGUCCCGAGCAUGGCGUAACACGAAAUCUGCACACUCGCCUCCUGAAAUCCAGAAAAGCGAAAACGGCAGUCAUAAUCGAAGGACCAUACGGCUCUGCUCCUUCCACGAAAUUCCGAAACGCGGACACGAUCCUCGCGAUCGCUGGAGGAAUUGGCAUCACUUCCAUCCUCGGCUAUCUCCAGCUGUAUCUCUCUGAACUGGAAAAGGGUUCGAAGCGUAGACCCAGUAGAUUCAUCCUUUUCUGGACAGCGAGGGAAGAGAGUUUAAUUGCUGCUGUGUCCAGUCAGAUGGGUGAUGUCGAGGAGUUGAACGCGAAAGGUGUGGAGGUUAGGGUUGUAUGUACGGGGAUUGGGGAUGGAGAGAGGGUGGAUGUUCAGGAAUUGGUAAGGGGGGAGGUGCUGGGUGAGGGAGGGGAAGGGAGGAAGGUUUGUGUUGUGUCUUGUGGGCCGGGAGCGCUGGCGGAUGGGGCGAGGAAGAGUGUUGUUGGUGUUGUGGGGAAGAAAGGGGUUAGUGUUGAUUUAAUAGAGGAGGCGUUCUGUUGGUGAGAUUGUUUUGAAAGAUUGCAGGAUUUGUAGAUUUCGUUAUAACCGAGCGAUAAAUUGGAUUCCAUUUCUGACGCUUUUCAGUAGGAUGUCGAGGCGGGUGAUCUGCAGUUGCCGGUUCUUGUUGACAGCUUUAGCAAGCCUUGGAAGUACCUGUCAGCAUUUAGGGGGGAAAUCAUCCUUUACUCCACAAACCUUAAUUUAGGAGCAUGAGAAGAGAAAAUGCACAAUUUCAAUAUUCAACGAGUGAUUAUAUUUUCAGAAGAUUGUUCGGGGUCCUUCUGAGGCCGAGAUGAGAUAAAUUAUGGAUUUAAGAAGCUCAUGACACCGAGAAUCGAAGCUAAAAUCAAUGAGAUCAUGAGUGUACGAAGGCGG
Hyaloscypha bicolor E is the source of this 2677-nucleotide messenger RNA. RefSeq lists its product as uncharacterized. The transcript has 2 exons. Gene Ontology annotation, biological process: iron ion transport; intracellular iron ion homeostasis; copper ion import. The record is from RefSeq and is a predicted model, not a curated record. Gene Ontology annotation, cellular component: plasma membrane. NCBI's taxonomy places the organism in Eukaryota, Fungi, Ascomycota, Leotiomycetes, Helotiales, Hyaloscyphaceae. Bases 35 to 2305 code for a protein of 756 amino acids. Gene Ontology annotation, molecular function: ferric-chelate reductase activity.